AUGUGGCUCAUCGAUACAAAUAAACUCCAGCCCGUUGAGGUGCAAGGCGACCCUCGUCAGAGCUAUGCCAUAUUGUCACACACGUGGGGCAACGAUGAGGUAACUUUCCAAAGCUUCAAGGCCCUGAGCUCAGCCUCAGAUGUGGCCAAAAGCCCGGUUGUAGCAGAAGCAGUCGAGAACAUCCGCAUGAAAAGCGGUUUUCGAAAGAUACAAGAUGCAGCUAACCUGGCCAUGAGCCACGGGUACGGCUAUCUUUGGAUCGACACUUGCUGCAUUGAUAAAACCAGCAGUGCCGAGCUCUCGGAAUCCAUCAAUUCGAUGUACCGCUGGUACCAGAACGCAGCAGUCUGCUAUGCCUACCUAUCGGACGUAGAGCCCGUGGAAUCAGAUGACCCGUUCUCGGAGACCUCAAGCUUUCGGCGAAGUCGUUGGUUCACGAGAGGAUGGACGCUGCAAGAGCUUAUCGCGCCGAAGGUUGUCAAGUUCUACGCAAGGGACUGGUCCUACAUAGGCGAGAAAAGGUCAGGAAAUGCAUUUUGUCAGUUCCUAGCUAAAAUCACCGGCAUCAACAAUCAGAUCCUCGCGGGCACGGCCUCAUUAUCAGACAUCAGCGUUGCCAACAGGAUGCGCUGGGCCGCUCUUAGAGAGACGACACGACCAGAGGAUAUUGCAUACUGCAUGAUGGGCCUAUUCAAUGUCAACAUGCCACUUUUGUACGGAGAAGGCGACCGCUCCUUCAUCCGUCUGCAAGAGGAAAUUCUCAAAGAAACAGACGAUCAGUCUCUAUUCUUAUGGGGAAUGCCACCGGAUGUUUCUCCUAGCUCGGACGACCUAUUUGGCCUCCUCGCUGAAUCGCCAAAAUUGUUCUCUCAAGUGGAAAUUGGUCAUGUCCGGCCACUUCCUCCGUCGGAAUCUCAUGAGAGCUCACCUGCAAGUGUCACCAACCAGGGUCUUCGGACAAACAUGCUUCUUGUCCCUGUUAUGGAGUGA
Colletotrichum spaethianum is the source of this 990-nucleotide messenger RNA. Its product is annotated as vegetative incompatibility protein HET-E-1. The record is from RefSeq and is a predicted model, not a curated record. Lineage: Eukaryota; Fungi; Ascomycota; Sordariomycetes; Glomerellales; Glomerellaceae. The transcript is spliced from 2 exons. Bases 1 to 990 code for a protein of 329 amino acids.